UUGUGCGCCCGGCCCAUGGCGAGGGCGAGGCGGGCACAGGGACAAACUGCGGCCUUUGUCCCCGGCGCCAGCCGAACGGCAAAACUGCCUCUGCAGCAAAACGCGUGGGCUGGGCAGGACCCCGUGGAGAAAAGAAAACCCAAAGGGAGACAACGAGGCGGCACAAAACGGCGCCGACGCCGCUGCGCAGCGAGGCCGCUGGAAGCCGCCCCGGCGACCCUGAACUGCGGCGCGGCCCAGCCGCCCCCCCGCGCCGCCCCACGCCAUGGCGGCCGCCGCACCGCCCCUCGGGCGGGGAGAGGGGCCGGGCGGGGGCCCUUCCCCGCGCCGCCGGGGGCCGCGCGCGCGUGCGCGGUGAGGCGCGGGACGUUGGAGCGAGUUGGCGGCGCGGCGGCCGGUGCGUGGUGCGCGCUGCGGGGCCGCGGGAAAAGCAUCAGAAUGAAAGAAGUGGACAAUAUAAAAACUGUGAAGGACGAAUGGAUGUGUAAAUCUGGAACUGAUGAUCAGAUUCUGAAUGGUACAGAUCAAAACUGUGACUAUUUUGUAGAUAACCUUUUUGAAGAAGCUCAGAAGGUUGGUGCUAUAUGUAUGCCCACAGCUACAGUCAAGAAUCAGGUUGAUAUAAUUAUUAAACUUUGGAAAAACGGAUUUACAGUAAAUGAUGGUGAACUUAGGAGCUACACUAAUGUUGCAAACCAGCAGUUCUUGGACUCCAUUAAAAAAGGGGAACUGCCUUUUGAGCUACGAAAAAUUUUUGAUAAGGAGGAGGUAGAUGUGAAAGUGGAAGAUAAGAAAGAUGAGGUGUAUUUAUCAUCAAAAAAGCCGAUGUUUCAUCCCUUUUCUGGACAUGGUUACAGAUUAGGAAGUGCAACUCCAAGGAUAAUUUCUAAAGUGAGAGAUGAUCACCAAGAAGCUGACAACAAAAGACCUCUUCCUUUAGUACCCUUGAAUGAUUUGGAACCUAUCACCAGCGUCCAGAUCUGGUUAGCUGAUGGGAAAAGGAUAGUUCAAAAAUUCAAUGUUUCUCACAGAAUAAGCCAUGUCAGAGACUUCAUAACAAAAUAUCAAGGAUCAGAGGGAAGGGUUCCCUUUACGCUGACUACUUCUCUGCCCUUUCAAGAGCUGCGGGAUGAGACACUCACACUAGAAGAAGCAAAGCUGCAAAAUGCUGUUGUUGUUCAGAGACUUCAGAAAACAACUGAGCCUUUCAGACAGUCAUAGUGAAAAAGCACCUGAGAGAGAUUGUAAAAGUGCUGCUACAUCUAAAGGACAUCUCAAGAAUGAGCAAAACAACGCAAUCAAAAGCAUGAGAACAAAUUAGAUUUUAACUGGCUAAAAGCUGCACACAGACAAAACUAGACAAAACCAAAAACGUAACCAGCAAUAUCUGGAUGCACUAUGAUCCUCACAUAGCUGCACUCUUAGUGAAAAGUGUGCUGUGCUGUAAUUGGCUAUAAUAGAAGUAUUUUCUACUCAUUUCUGUGGUCAGAGCCUGGCUAUAAUGUAGCAGAGGUAACUGUACAACAGGGUCCUCCUUAGAAUUUCCUUAGGUAGAAAGCUUGGCUAUCCUGUUCCUUAAGGAUUGUCUAGGUGAAAUGGUACUAUAAGACUUUACUACUACUAAUAGCACCUUGUAAGGAAAACAUUAUUUAUUUUUGCACUUUGGACUGAAAUGAAACUAAACUGGCUGGUUUCACUUACUUUUCAGUGUAAGCUGCUUCAGUUUGCAUUCUUAACACUAGGCAACAGAUGCUUGCAGGGAAGCUCACAUUUGAACUCUUCAGUAACUUGAAAAUAUUCUUCAAUAUUAGUAUCUUUAGGAUUUAACUUCUACGGUGCGAAAGUUCAUCAAGUUUUCACAUGGUAGGUGCAUGUGUGAGAAGAUUGAAAUGAGGUAGUCUGGUGCAUGCUGCAUAUGAAGUGCCUCAAAGUAAGGCAUUUUUUUACUAAUGGUUGAAGUGGUUUCUGCCUCUUGUUCUGCCACAGGUGUCUUACAGGGUGAUGUUAAACUACCUAAUUCACUAGAAAGAAUAGAGAUCCACUGUUAGCCUUUUUUCACGUAAGCUUCAGUUUUUCUGGAGUUUACAGGAGUAGUGGCUUAGAGCAAUACAGUUGUUUCUGUAUUAUAUAUCCAUUUCUGUCCUGAACCAGCAAGCUGGGGGGUGCAAUGAGUGCAUGUGCCCAUGUUUCAGAGAUGUUUAAAAUAUUUAUUUGAAAGUCAAGGUUUCUCCCUCCCUAUCACCCCCUCCCUUUUCAUUCACGUCUGAUUUCACCAUUCAUGUUUUUGGGGCAUAGGAUUUGGAGCCAACCACUCUGUAUUUUGCUGAAGGAGAAAUCAACAUAAGGACUAAAUAUCCUGAGUAUUGUAUUAGCUUUUCUUGCCAACUGUAGAGCAAAGUAGCACACGGGUUUGUGAAUGGAACUGGAGUCUCUGGAUAAGACUCUACUUGGGGCCUUCAAUGCACAGUAACUAGUUUAUGCUGCCUGCACAAAUGUUGUCAUACUUCCUCUGCAUGGCUAACUGGAAGAUGGGUUUGCGGUUUCCUAGUUUUGUUUUAAAUAGAAGAUGACUUGUUGGAGUGACUUGAAUUCUUUCUAAAACUCCUGUUACUUCAAACAAGGCACACACUUAAUUCAUCACAUUGUAAAACUGUCUGUUUUGCUUUGGCAUCUCUCCUUGUCCAUAUUACGGCAAUCAGUGAAAGUCAACUGCAAAAAUAUCUAUUCAGUGUAGUCAAAAAGCAAAUCUCUGAAAACUAUGCAGUUCUUAACAGAGUUUAUAGCAGUGAAAACAGCUGCUGUGUCAUUCAGCUUUAUGUAGCAAAUAAUACGACUAAAUUUUGAUUGCUCUUAGGCUGACUCCUCUAUUAUACGAAAGGCCUGACAGAUCUCUAGUAGUAGGACUGUGGGUGCAGUCAAAUACACUAGUAAAACUGAAGAGACAAAUCAUGUAGAGAUGCAGCUCCAGUUCUUAGUUUGCAGAGCUUCCUGAACAGUGAAUUUUAUGAUCCAAUGUUUUUGAAUUAGUUUUAACGUAAAACUAAGUAUGGGAAAACCAUACAUGCUUGAUUGUAAGUUCAAUGUUCUUAUCUAGAAGGUGCAUGAAAUCUCAAAGUAGCAGUGUACUACUCCUGCAUGUGCAACAUAGGAAUUUAGUGGAAAAAAAAAGUGUAAAAUUCAGUGAAAUUGGGGGGAAAAAAUCAAGUUUUAAGGUAGGUAAAGCAGGUUUGCUUGUUAUCACAAGAUCAUGUUUUUGGAAAGGAGUAGUUAAGUAUUUAAUAGCAUUCAUUCAUGUCUGCUAUCGAUAUUUAAGAGACUGGAUAGCUUGAUUCUAUUUAGCUAUGUAUUGUGCUUUACUCAACUGUUUAUGGCUGCAACUUUUGUAGACUCGAGUGUGUUUGUAGUCUGAAAGUGUCAUGUGAGUAGAGUACAAUUAAGAUCUUAAUUGUAAUACAAAAUGAGAUCAAUUCUUUAAAAAGUCAAAGUAGUACUGACUGCCUAAUCCCAUGUCAGACUAGAAAGUGCCUUUAAAAAAAAAAGGCAACAGGCUAUGAUUAGAUAACUUAUUUCCUAAUUUGGAGAAAAUGUGGAAGAGCCCUGUACUCUUUCCAAACAGCUAGCUGGUUUCUGGUCAACUUGUAAAGGCAGAUUACCUAUCUGUAGUGUCUGAACGAUAUAAUCUGUUGCUUAGUGCUGUAGGCAACUAUUGUGCAUUGGUCAAACACCAUUAAAACCGGCUUGAUCAAUGCUUAAGUCUGUAAAGCACAAAUAUGUUUUGGGUUAAUCAUUGUUUCUUCACAAGCCAUUGCUGGUUUUGCGUGUAAGUAAAUCUAGUGCCUUAACAUAAUUUACAGCAAUUAAAAUAGCCUAUUAAAGAACAAAAAAUGAAAAUGUUUUCCUAGUACAGAAACAUAGGCAAAUGUAAGUAAGAAACAGAAAUUUAACAUGUUGUAUGUUGUGUGAAGAAAAGGGAGAAACUUUGGUCUUGAACUUGAAUGUUUCCUGUUCUGAAAUUAAACGUGCUCAACUUGUUUAGCUUAGUAUUUAGAAGAAAUCAUGUUUUGGGACUGACUGAGCUUCACCUCUGCUUCUAAGUCCACAUAUCCUUGGCCUGUAGGACCCCUUGUAGCCUAAAAGCUUCGGUGGGUUCUAAAUAAGACCUGUCAAAGCCACAGUUUCAGUUUUGCAUUGAAGGUCUGUUUUUAAAAACCCAUCAAACAAAAGCAAGAAAAAAAUGCAGCUACGAUGUCAUGCUAGAAUGAGAACCUUUUUCAUGCCACAUCAGAUUUUGCGAACUUGUUAAAAUGAUUCUCGUCAAAUAAGGCUGCAAAGGGUUCGAAUAUUAAUGUUGCAGUGGCUUAUUUUGUGGUGGCUAUCCCAUACCCACCAAGAGACUGUGUUGGAUAAUGAACUGUGAUACUGUUAAUACUAACGAAGUAUUAAAGCUCUGUGAGUCCAUCUACCAGAAA
Dromaius novaehollandiae (emu) is the source of this 4469-nucleotide messenger RNA. RefSeq names its product UBX domain protein 2A (gene UBXN2A). The transcript has 7 exons. NCBI's taxonomy places the organism in Eukaryota, Metazoa, Chordata, Aves, Casuariiformes, Dromaiidae. Gene Ontology annotation, cellular component: cytosol; nucleus. Gene Ontology annotation, molecular function: ubiquitin binding. The coding region runs from base 16 to 1221 and encodes 401 amino acids. Gene Ontology annotation, biological process: autophagosome assembly; proteasome-mediated ubiquitin-dependent protein catabolic process; Golgi organization. The record is from RefSeq and is a predicted model, not a curated record.